UGGUUUCAGGUAGAGAGUAUUAGGGAACCCAAGGGGAAUAGUGAAAGACGAGUGUCAGUAAAAGUGCGUCCAGUGUCAGUGAUUUCCUUCAUUCUUGGUACAUUAUUCGUUGUCUGUAUCAUAAUGCAUUGCGCGAAGGACUUUGAGCAUUUCGAUCCUAUUUCGAAAAGCAUUAAGGAGAUCAAUACUCUCUUGCAGCAGAGUGUGAUUGAUAAUCAGUUGGAAGAAUUGAAGAAACUGUUGAAACGAGGCAUCGAUCCGUUUUUCAAGAACAAUUAUGGAGAUUCUGUUUUACACAUAGCCGCCAAGAGUAAGAAUCCUCAAACUGUCGAAGUCAUUUUAAAGUUUUACGAUAGCUCAAAUCGAAAGAUAUUGAUGGACACCCAAACAAUCGAUAAACAAGACACGGCAUUACACAUCGCUUCGCGUAAUGGAUGCUACGAGAGCGUCAUUUGUUUACUGUCAUACGGUGCGAAUUUUGCUAUUGAGAACGAGGAUGGCAAGCGACCGAUCCACCUUGCCACAAACGACAAAAUCAUAAAAAUUUUCACCGACAUCGAAAACGAUUUUAAAUUAGCUAUUGCAGGCCAAUUUAAGGAGCUUCAGAAUAAAUUGGCAAUGUAUUCGCAAGAAGAAUUGUCGGCCGCGGCUUACGCGCGCAAUGGCGAUCACAUGACGUCGUUGCAAAUGGCAGUGAUCAAUUGUCAUUGUAACACUGUGCGCGUAAUCGUUCAUGCAAGAGUGACACGGCUUCGAAGUUAUCACUAUGAUAUUGAUACUGACGAGAUGAUUAUUGAAAUAAAAGAGCUCAUCGAUCAAGGAUAUUGGUGCAUUAAGUAUGCAUCAGUACUUAUACUGGAUCUGGAGGAGAUACAGGUGUUAGGUGCUAACAUGUUGCUUCAGGAAGUUGUUAAAAUUCUUUCGAAAGCCUUCAAUAUAGCUAGGAUCGCUGAGCGCGUUUUCAAACCUGACAACGGUGAUCUCUAUGAACCGUCAGGAUUACUUGCUGUUGUCGAUGAGAUGAUUCAAGUAUUAGAGUUCCAAAAUUUUUUCAUGGUUGAUGGUGAUGGUAUGCAUAUUCGUCGAGUAGCAGGUAAAGCCAGAUUCUGCCAAAUGCUAUGCAUUCGCGACAAAGAUGAUUUGAAUAGCGAUGAGUUCGAAGACGACGAAAAGGUACUAUCAUUCAUUGCAAUUCUUCAAAUAGCAAUAACCAGAAACAUUGCUCGUUUUAUGGGUAGGAUCUUCACCGUUAAGUUAAUUGAAGCAGCAAGAAAAAAUGAUUUAGAAACGUUCGAUAAAUACAUUGACGAGCAAUUCAUCGAUGUAAACUUUGGCUCGAAACGUGAUGAUAAUCGGACAUGUUUGCAUUACGCUGCCGAAAAUGGCAACGUACAAAUGGCCCUUAAGUUGCUGAAGAGAAGAGCGCAUGUCUAUCUUUAUACCAAAUUGAAUGCCGAGACAGCGUUAUAUCAGGCCGCCAAGCAUGGUCAUGUAAAAAUCGUGAACAUGCUGUUGCAGAAAGAGUGCGAUAUAAAUAUAAGCCACUUAAAAACCAACAAGGAGGAAUGGACUCCCGUGCACAUUGCUGCGAAACUCGGCCGAUUGGAAGUACUGAGGUGUCUUCUAGAGCAUGGGGCAAUAUACGACUCGAAAGACGCAUCCGGUCAAACACCGUUAGACUUAUCUUCCAAUGUGCAGAUCAUUAAUUUUCUCAAAACUCUUGAUGAAUUAUUUUACAUGGCUGAAAGAGUCGAUCGUCACAUACCGACGAAAUUGAAAAGUCUAAGACACAUCGAUUUGGUGGCCGUUGGCAAAGCGCGCAACAGUAACGGACAUACACUUGCUCAAGUUGCCAGAGCUGCUGGUAAUGAUUGGAUCGCUAGCAAUAUUUUGCAACUAACUAAGAAAGAAAAUAAUCCAGAAUACGUAAACCUUGAUGAGAAUCUUGAGCUCGAGUCCAAUUCCAAUGGGAUGAUGAUGUAUUAUCUGUGGAAAGUAAUGUCGGCAUCACAGACGUAGAUAAUUGUUUGACUUCUCACUUUACGCACAAUAUUUAUCGAUAAAUGUGCUGAAUGGUUCUUCUUUUUUUAUCUAGCGCUGUUCCUACGGCAUUUCUUUUAAAUAAAUUAUUCCUACUCAA
This is a messenger RNA of Phymastichus coffea, 2140 nucleotides long. RefSeq names its product poly [ADP-ribose] polymerase tankyrase-2-like. The record is from RefSeq and is a predicted model, not a curated record. Gene Ontology annotation, molecular function: protein binding. NCBI's taxonomy places the organism in Eukaryota, Metazoa, Arthropoda, Insecta, Hymenoptera, Eulophidae. The coding region runs from base 124 to 2019 and encodes 631 amino acids. The transcript has 2 exons.